This is a messenger RNA of Xiphophorus maculatus (southern platyfish), 1559 nucleotides long. RefSeq names its product betaine--homocysteine S-methyltransferase 1-like. Gene Ontology annotation, molecular function: zinc ion binding; betaine-homocysteine S-methyltransferase activity. The transcript has 8 exons. The coding region runs from base 95 to 1288 and encodes 397 amino acids. The record is from RefSeq and is a predicted model, not a curated record. Lineage: Eukaryota; Metazoa; Chordata; Actinopteri; Cyprinodontiformes; Poeciliidae.
UCUUGAACUAUAAAUGCAGCAUGGAUGCCUUCACGGAUCCUUUCCCCCAGACUCGGAGCAACGGUGCAGCUGAGAGGAGGCGUCCGCGGAGACCAUGGCACCGAAGAAAGGCAUUCUGGAGCGCCUGGAUGCAGGAGAGGUGGUCAUCGGAGACGGAGGGUUUGUCUUCGCCCUGGAGAAGAGAGGUUACGUGAAAGCGGGGCCGUGGACUCCAGAGGCCGCGGCCGAAUACCCCGAAGCAGUGCGGCAGCUGCACAGGGAGUUCCUGAGAGCUGGCUCUAACGUCAUGCAGACCUUCACCUUCUAUGCCAGCGAUGAUAAACUGGAGAACAGAGGGAACACUCAGCGCUUCACUGGGGAGCAAAUUAACGAGGCGGCUUGCGACCUGGCCAGGGAGGUGGCCGACGAGGGCGACGCUCUGGUGGCGGGCGGAGUCUCGCAGACGCCCUCGUACCUCAGCUGCAAGAGCGAGGAAGACGUCAAGGCCAUCUUCAAGAAGCAGAUUGACGUCUUCGUCAAGAAAAACGUCGACUUCCUGAUCGCAGAGUACUUUGAGCACGUGGAGGAGGCUGAGUGGGCCGUUCAGGUUCUGAAGACCUCUGGAAAACCCGUGGCUGCGACUCUGUGCAUCGGACCUGAGGGAGACCUGAAUGGAGUCAGUCCUGGGGAAUGCGCCGUCAAGCUUGUGAAAGCAGGGGCAAACAUUGUCGGCAUCAACUGCCACUUUGACCCAGAGACCUGCGUGAAGACCGUGAAGCUGAUGAAGGAGGGAGUGGAAAAGGCCGGGCUGAAGGCCCACUACAUGACCCAGCCGCUGGGCUACCACACUCCCGACUGCAACCGACAAGGAUUCAUCGAUCUUCCCGAGUUCCCGUUCGCCCUGGAGCCCAGAAUCCUGACCAGAUGGGAGAUGCAGAAAUACGCCCGGGAUGCGUACAACGCCGGCAUUCGUUAUAUCGGCGGGUGCUGCGGGUUUGAGCCCUACCACAUCCGUGCUGUUUCUGAAGAGCUGGAACCUGAGCGGGGAUUCCUUCCUGCCGGCUCCGAGAAGCACGGCAAAUGGGGCACCGGCUUGGAGCUGCAUACCAAGCCCUGGGUCAGAGCCAGAGCCCGUCGGGAAUACUGGGAGAAACUACAGCCCGCCUCCGGGCGGCCAUUUUGUCCUUCGAUGUCCAAACCCGACUGCUGGGGUGUCACCAAGGGGCACGCCGAGCUGAUGCAACAGAAAGAGGCCACCUCCAAGGAGCAGCUGAAAGUGCUCUUUGACAAGGCCACCCAAAAUGCCUGAGCUCCCCGUCCCUGUUCCUGACACCCCAAAAUAAAUCCUCCUCUGAAUAAAAGCAGAAAAAAAUGAGUGACAUUCCCUCAAACUUCACAAACCCAAACUGUCUAAUCUAACCCCGUCUCCCGAGUAUCUUUUAGGACUCAACAAGCAGUCUGAGUCGGAUCAUAAACCAUGUCAAGUUACUGUACUGCAAGCUUCAAACUCAUGCCAUAACACUCCAAAAGUCUGAUGUUGUGUGAAACAAUAAAUGAACGAAUAAAUCAAGCGAACCAAA